AUGAAUAUCUGUCUGCAGUCAGCACAAGCCCAGGCCGCCGCCGUAGCUAGCGGUGAGAUAUCGGCGGUGGAACUGCUCGAGGCUACCGUCGAUCGGUAUGAGCGCUUGAACCCUGCGAUCAAUGCUGUCGUAGUGACUCAACUCGACGUCGCUCGCGAACGAGCCUCGGCGGCUGAUGCAGCCACGGCGGCGGGUGAAUCGUGGGGCCCACUGCACGGUGUGCCCAUGACCAUUAAGGAAGCAUGGGAUUGGGUUGGAUCGCCAUCGACCAGCGGGCACGAAGAGCUGGUCGACUGGCGGCCCGAGCGUAACUCCGAGGCCAUCGAUCGACUGCUGGCUGCAGGCGCGGUCAUCUAUGGCAAAACGAAUUUGCCAGUGUCGAUGGCGGACUGGCAGACGUUCAAUCCGGUGUAUGGAACCACGUCGAAUCCUUGGAACACCGACCUGAUACCCGGAGGUUCAUCCGGCGGUUCUGCCGCCGCCCUUGCCGCGGGCCUCACCGCUCUCGAAAUCGGCAGCGACAUCGGUGCAUCGAUACGCAAUCCUGCGCACUACUGCGGCGUGUUCGGUCAUAAGCCCACCUAUGGGCUGGUUCCGAUCGCUGGCCAUGGGAAUCCUGGCAGCCCAACAAUGCUCGACAUUGGCGUUGGUGGGCCCAUGGCUCGCUAUGCGUCGGACCUGUCGCUCGGGCUGGACACCAUGGCAGGUGCCAGUGGCCUCGAUGCGCGUGGCUGGAAUCUCGAGCUGCCGGCGCCUCGCAGAACCAACCCGCAGCAGCUGCGUGUCGCGGUGAUGCUCGAGAGUGAUUGCUGUGUCGUGCAGGAUGGCGAACUCACCAACCAACUGGCGGCUACCGUCGCCGCCCUCGGCGAGCUCGGCGUGUCCGUCGACUACGACGCUCGGCCCGACAUCGAUCUGGAGCAAGCCCACCGCAACUAUAUGAUGCUGCUGCGCAGUGCGACCGGAUCCGAAUACCCAGCCGAUGCUUACGACGCCCAAGCCGAGCACGCCCGUCGUUGGCACGGUGGCGACCGUGACUAUCGGGCCGUCGCCGCCGCCGGGAUCUCGCUAUCACAUUGGGAGUGGGCGCGCUAUCACCGCGCUCGCGAAGAAGACCGACUGGCGUGGGACUCGUUCUUUGACGACUAUGACCUGCUGCUGUGCCCUACGGCGGCAUCGGCGGCCUACCCCCACGACCACGAAGGCGAACGAGCCGACCGCACCAUUGCUGUCAAUGGCGGGCAGCAGUCCACCGUUGACCAGUUGUUCUGGGCUGGAUUGUCCUGCGGCGUCUAUCUGCCAGGCACGGUUGCGCCCGCUGGUCUGACCGCCUCGGGUGUGCCCUGCGGUCUUCAGAUCGUUGCUGGUCACCUCCGCGACCGCGAGAGCAUCGCCUUUGCCUCCUUCAUGGAGCGCGAACUCGGCGGCUAUCAGAUCCCGCCGGGCUACGAAUGA
Nerophis lumbriciformis (worm pipefish) is the source of this 1455-nucleotide messenger RNA. NCBI's taxonomy places the organism in Eukaryota, Metazoa, Chordata, Actinopteri, Syngnathiformes, Syngnathidae. The record is from RefSeq and is a predicted model, not a curated record.